CCCCAAGGCCCGGGCCGCAGUGGUCCCCCGACCCCCAGCGCCUGCUGGGGCCUUCCGAGAGAGCACCGGCAGAGGCACUGGCAUGAAAUACAGGUAUGGAGGUGGCCGGGCAGCCUGCCCCAUCUGUUUCCCUUUCCUGACCCCUGAGGCUUCCCGGGAUGCCGCCAGGACCCCCUCAAACUUCACUAAGAAGGUCCCGGCUCAUUCCAUCUCUUUUUUCACAUCACCAGCACUCUCUUACUUGGUCCCUCUCUUGGUCUCCAUCGAUAGCCCUGACUGGGAGAAAUUCAAGUUUACCAAGGUUGAUCAGGUCAUGUAAGACCCGGGGGAUGCUCCUGCGCUUCCUUCCUUACCUCCAGGAAAGCCAGGGAUGCACGGAUCUCCAGGCUGCGCCCCCCACUCCACACUUCACCCCCACCUGCCAUGGAGUGUCCUUGGGUCGGUGUCCUGGGAAGAAGGAGAAGGAAAAGGCUUUUCACUCUGGCCUGCUCAGGGAACCUAGGGAAGUCUGGUCUUCGGGUAUCCUGUCUUGGCCUAGGUACCUGGGUCACAUUUGGUUCUCAGAUCUCAGAUGAGACAGCAGAGGAUGUGUUGACAGUAGCCUAUGAACAUGGUGUAAACCUGUUUGACACAGCCGAAGUGUACGCAGCUGGAAAAGCUGAAAGAACCCUAGGCAACAUCCUCAAGAGCAAAGGCUGGAGGAGAUCAAGCUAUGUCAUCACCACCAAGAUUUUUUGGGGAGGACAGGCAGAAACUGAGCGAGGCUUGAGCCGCAAACACAUCAUUGAGGGCUUGAGAGGAUCUCUGGACCGUCUCCAGCUGGGAUACGUGGACAUCGUCUUUGCUAAUCGCUCAGACCCCAACAGUCCCAUGGAGGAGAUUGUGCGAGCCAUGACCUAUGUCAUCAACCAGGGCCUGGCCCUAUACUGGGGAACAUCCCGAUGGGGGGCUGCAGAAAUCAUGGAGGCCUACUCCAUGGCCAGACAGUUCAAUCUGAUUCCUCCAUUGUGUGAACAAGCAGAGCACCAUCUGUUUCAGAGAGAGAAGGUGGAGAUGCAGCUGCCAGAGCUCUACCACAAGAUUGGUGUUGGCUCAGUCACCUGGUCCCCUCUGGCCUGUGGCCUCAUCACUAGCAAGUAUGAUGGGCGAGUCCCAGAUACCUGCAGAGCCACCAUCAAGGGCUACCAGUGGCUCAGGGACAAAGUGCAGAGUGAGGAUGGCAAGAAGCAACACGCCAAAGUUAUGGACCUUCUCCCCAUCGCUCACCAGCUGGGCUGCACUGUGGCACAGCUUGCUAUUGCAUGGUGUCUCCGCAGUGAGGGUGUCAGCUCGGUCUUGCUGGGGGUGUCCAGUGCAGAGCAGCUGAUAGAACAUCUGGGCGCCCUACAGGUGCUGAGCCAGCUGACCCCGCAGACGGUGAUGGAAAUAGACGGGCUCCUGGGUAGUAAACCGCAUUCCAAGAAAUAGUCAAUCGAGGGCGCAAGGACCCAAACCCGGAGCCGCUGCACCCCGCCGACACAGAACUACUUCCCGGCAGCUGCCUCCUUCGCACCGGAUCCCUCCACGCAGCAUGCAGCGGCCAGAGCCAGAGUGGCCCCGCCCACUAACGAGUUCCGGCUUCGAGUAGUGAUAGCAUGAACAAAGCCAUAUCCUUCCGCACUGGGGCUUGAGAGGGAAUGUAAUCCGCCGCCCCAUGCUGCGUUCUCCUAGACCUUCUUGCUAAUCCUAGGCAUGAGCUUCUGGACUGUCCCCUCUCUGCCAUUUGGUCUCGCUCACUUCUCUCUCUCUUACCCCAAUCGCCGAGGCGCAUUAAAAAAAACCAACAACACGGCAGAUAUAAGAAACAUGCAGAGUAUCUCAAAAGUGGCCCCUGAAAUAUCAUAAAGUGAUAAUAACCUAAUAAGUGAGUUCUGAUAUCAUCUGGGACAGAGGAAAAUGAAGCUCUUAAGUUGUUCAGCACAAAGGAAGCCAGGCUGGUCCUGGCAGGAAGUAAAUGAUAAUCUUUGGGAAACAAGGACCCUGCCUUCCAGCCAGGAGAUGGAAGAAGGCUGAAAACUAAAAUUAAUAUUAAUUCUUAGUUUCUGCCGAGAGGGGGUAGGGGUGGGGAAUGCAGUAACACAGCACUGGCAAAGGUAAAGGGAAAUUUGAUGGCAGAUGUAUAGCUUGAACAGGGUGGCCCUUGGAAAACACAGUUGGGCUGUGCUUUGCAGGAAAUAGUGACAGCCUUUAGAUCACAGCAGAUAUGGGGCUGACACAUAAGGUCUGGGGAUAGACUUUUGAGCCUUGAGCAGGACUUCCUACCUGCCAGUGAAGGACUGCAGUUUUCCUGUUGGCAAUAAUCUUAAAGCAAUAAUGAUGGCUCCUCUUCUAUAAGACUUCCCAGGGAAUUGUAAAUAAAAAUCUCAGCUUGAUCCUCACUAA
Molecule: messenger RNA, 2421 nt
Organism: Hipposideros armiger (great roundleaf bat)
Lineage: Eukaryota; Metazoa; Chordata; Mammalia; Chiroptera; Hipposideridae
Gene: KCNAB3
Product: potassium voltage-gated channel subfamily A regulatory beta subunit 3
Exons: 14
Coding region: 424-1467 (347 amino acids)
Biological process (GO): regulation of potassium ion transmembrane transport; potassium ion transport
Cellular component (GO): membrane; voltage-gated potassium channel complex; cytoplasm
Molecular function (GO): potassium channel regulator activity; transmembrane transporter binding; voltage-gated potassium channel activity
Source: RefSeq, a predicted model, not a curated record